AUGGGCGCUUCUAUAAUUGACAUCCAGCGCGACAUCCUCAUAAGCACAAUCCGCCAUGCCGUCGGCCAUGAAUGGAAAGUUCUGGUGGUGGAUGAACAGAGCAGGAAAUUGAUCAAUGGAGCUAUGAAAGAGGAAGAGAUUCUCAAUAUGAACAUUUCGAAUGUCGAGCAAAUCGAGCACCGCCGACCGUCGAACCCUGAUAUGGAUGCGCUUUACAUCUUGUCCCCUGAAUCAUGGAUUGUUGACUGUCUCAUGGCUGACUUCGAGGUCGCUCGAUACCGGCGGGCGUUCUUGGUGUGGACUUCAUUUCUCGACCCUCAGCAACGACUGCGACUGGACCGGUCCGAAAUGGCGCGCAAACAAAUUGCAGACUACCGCAUCAUGAACAUCAGUUUCUACCCCCGAGAAUCAAAUCUAGUCACAUUCCGCGAUCCAUACAGCUUUCCCAUUCUCUUCCACCCAGGCUGCAACAAUUUAGUUCGCAAACAUCUUCAAGAGCUGGCUCAAAAGAUCGUCUCGCUCUGUGCCAGCUUGGGCGAGUAUCCAGUCAUCCGGUACUACCGGCCCCAAGCACCUAGCCACGAAGCUGCUGUUUUGUGCUCCCACCUCGCUCGCUUUGUUCAAGAUGAGCUCGAUCAAUUUGCUCAAUUUCAACGCGAUUUCCCCCCACAAUCCAACCGACCCCGAGGUGUCCUUCUCAUCGUUGAUCGCUCCAUGGACACAUUUGCACCUCUUCUUCAUGAAUUCACCUACCAAGCCAUGGUUCAUGACCUGCUGCCAAUCAAGGACGGAGAUAAGGUCACUUAUAAGACAGUAUUCAACGAGGGCAAGCCCAAUGAAGAGACCAAGGAUAUGGAGAUCGGGGAAGCGGAUAAAGUAUGGGUUUCGUACCGACACAUGCAUAUGAAAGACCUGCUUGGCAAGCUGGGAGAAGACUUUGCCAAAUUCAGAGCUGCCAAUCCCCAGUUCGCGGAAGACAAUGACAAAACGAGCGUAAACGUCAUCAAGGAUAUGCUUGGAGGUCUAACUGAGUUCACAGAGGGCAAGGAUUCAUACACACUGCAUCUGAACAUGGCAGAGGAGUGCAUGAAAUUUUUCCAGGAUAACAAACUCCUGGAGGUGAGCUCCAUCGAACAAUCAUUCGCCACUGGUCUCGAUGAAAACUUCAAGAAAGCCAAGAACCUGGCAGCACAACUGGUGCAACUUCUUGAUGAUGAGCAAGUCACUCAUCCUGAUCGACUUCGUCUAAUCCUUUUGUAUAUCAUGUACCGCGGUGGCUUACUCGGCGGUGAUAUCCGAAAGCUCAUGGCACACUCUCAGCUGCCAGGAAAUAACGGCCAAGUGAUUGCCAAUCUCGACCUCCUUGGUGUGCGUGUAGAGAAGCCCUUGAAGGAUGACAAACCUCAAGUACAACCAUUAUUCAACCGCCGAGUCCAAGCUCCCGAGGGAGAAGAACCCAGCCUGUCACGUUAUGAGCUGGCACUCAAGCAAAUGUUGGAAGAGCAGAUCAAGGGCUCACUAGACACAACUUUCUUCCCCUUUACCCGUCCUCACACCGAUUCCGAUGGCAGCAUGGCCGCACAAGAUAUGAUAUCUCAGCAGGCUUCACUCCGCAGCGCCAAACCAACUUGGGCUCGCACACGAACUGUGGACCAACCUCGGCAGCGCAUCAUCGUUUUUAUGGCCGGUGGCGCUACUUACUCAGAAUCUCGCGCCUGCUACGAAAUCUCUCAGGCUCACAACCGAGAUGUCUUCCUUGCUACCACACACAUGCUUAACCCGGGUCUUUUUAUGCGCCAAGUGGGAGAUCUCAGCGUCGACAAACGCCGUCUAGAUAUCCCUGCCGAACGCCCCAAGCCUACUGCACCCGCUCAUCUUUUCGAGCGCGAUCCCCCACCGGCUCCAGCUGCGCCGCCACAGCAAAAGAAGCCUGCUCCCAAUCUCAACCAGCCAGCUCCCCCAGAUCAGCAGAUGGCUAAAAUGUCCCUGAAAAACGGGUCAAGUGGAGCACCUCCAUCAUCCUCUGGGAAAGUGCUGAAGAAGGACAAAGAAAAGAAAGAAAAGGACAAGGACAAGAAGGAUAAGAAAUACCGUUUCUUCUAG
This is a messenger RNA of Penicillium malachiteum, 2103 nucleotides long. RefSeq names its product Sec1 family protein. The coding region runs from base 1 to 2103 and encodes 700 amino acids. The transcript is spliced from 7 exons. Lineage: Eukaryota; Fungi; Ascomycota; Eurotiomycetes; Eurotiales; Aspergillaceae. The record is from RefSeq and is a predicted model, not a curated record. Gene Ontology annotation, biological process: vesicle-mediated transport; intracellular protein transport. Gene Ontology annotation, cellular component: secretory granule; plasma membrane. Gene Ontology annotation, molecular function: syntaxin binding.